GGUGGCAACGGUGGUGGCAGCAGCAGCAGCAGCAGUGGAGGGGCCUAGCGGUGGCUCCUUACUAUUUGGCACGUCUCUAACGCCUUUCCACUGAGUGGUGGCAGCGUUGUUAGUAGUAAUACUACACCUGUCUUCUACGCCUUCAACGUCUUUAGUAUCGCCUUCUUCAUCUACGUCUACGACUACGUCUUCUUCAUCCUCUGCUGCUGCCUCUCAACGCAUCGAGUAUAGGCGCAUGUGCGACCCAACAACGACAACCUCAACCGCAACCGCAACCGCAGCCACAACACUUCGCCGCCAUCCUCAUCAACAACGACAACGACAACCAACACCGACUAUCUGCCAACGUUCUUUUCGCUUUCAACCGAUAACUGAUCUUCACUUUAGUUUCCGCGACGGUUCGGCCCAAAACGUUUGCGCUCACUAUUAAAAAUUAAUAAUAAUAUUUAAUACAUAUAUGAAAUAAAUUCGCAAGCUCGCAAUAGUUUAUAUCCUUGAUCCUGUGCCACAAAACUCGUCGUUGUGAUUUCAAAUUAUCCGUGAGCCUCGCCUGUGUUGUUAUUGUUGUCUUGAACGUCCUUUCUGUAUUGUCGUCUAAACUGUGAACCCUACCAGCCAUCAUGGAAGAACUAGGGAAGGAACAAAUUGCGCUACUGCGCAAUGCCUUCAAUGCCUUCGAUCCAGAGAAGAAUGGAUACAUCAACACCGCGAUGGUUGGCACCAUCCUCAGCAUGUUGGGCCAUCAGCUGGACGACGCCACGCUGGCCGAAAUCAUUGCUGAGGUCGACGAGGAUGGCUCCGGACAAAUUGAGUUCGAGGAGUUUACAACGCUGGCGGCCCGCUUCUUGGUUGAGGAAGAUGCCGAGGCCAUGAUGGCUGAGCUGAAGGAAGCCUUUCGUCUGUACGACAAGGAGGGCAACGGUUACAUCACGACCGGAGUGUUACGCGAAAUUCUAAGGGAACUGGACGACAAGCUGACCAACGAUGAUCUGGACAUGAUGAUUGAAGAAAUUGAUUCCGACGGUUCGGGCACCGUUGAUUUCGAUGAAUUCAUGGAAGUUAUGACUGGCGGCGAUGAUUAAAGUGCGUUAACUAUCUCGUCAUAUGCAACUGAUUAAUUAGCUUUGGAAGCUACAGAUCGAGUUGUUACACAUAUCUCCCACCUACUAGCAGUACAUUUAUCUCCUGUCCCAGACUACAAACAAGUUCACACACUAGCUCAGAGAGCGAUCUUCAUGUGCUCACGCCGUCCUGUUCUAUUUAGACCUAUUGAUUUAAUUGUUCAAUAAGUCGCUACAUAAGAAGGGGUCUGGUCUCUUUUGAUACAACAUACAAGUAUACCAAUAAUUGACUCUCUGUAAUUUUAUUUACAUUCUUACUAAUAAAAUGUUUCAAACAGCCAAACUGACACAAAAACACUCUGACAGUUUCUUAUUGCUCCUUCCACCUUUUACCCCAACAAAGCACCACACCACCCAUAUGGAAUACUACAAAAUCAAGUUUGCGUGCUCGAAAUAUCGAAGCGGCCCAUUGCAGCCGGGGCAGAAUUUUGUAGGUAUACAAGUACGUACAAUAUAAACGACGAUCGGACAAAAGACUUUAUACAACUGACUACGAUUUGGAACAUUUUUAUGGUCAAUCACCGACAUCGAUCGGUAAUUGAAACACUAAUAGCGUUAUCGUUUAUUAUACGUCGUUAAUCGUUUAUUUGUUUGAUGCAAAGGAAAAAUCACAAAAAAAAAACAUAAGUUACAGCAAUACAUUUGUUAACCCAUUAAGAAAAGAAAAAUAAUUUACUCGCAAGCUACUUAUAAUAAUAUCUACUGAGCUGUAGGUUAAGAUUAUUCGCAUACACUUAAGGUAUUGACACAAAGAAGACCAACAUACGUAUAUUAGCAUAUUAAUACACGAUUUUGUAAUGGAUCAAUUAAGCUAUCUAUCAAUCAACAUCGUGAAUUAUAAAUGUCAACAUCAUUGAUUUAAAAACCAGCAA
Messenger RNA from Scaptodrosophila lebanonensis, 1993 nucleotides. It is a transcript of the gene TpnC41C, whose product is annotated as troponin C. Lineage: Eukaryota; Metazoa; Arthropoda; Insecta; Diptera; Drosophilidae. The coding region runs from base 621 to 1082 and encodes 153 amino acids. The record is from RefSeq and is a predicted model, not a curated record. Gene Ontology annotation, molecular function: calcium ion binding; enzyme regulator activity. The transcript has 4 exons.